Messenger RNA from Sphaeramia orbicularis (orbiculate cardinalfish), 1133 nucleotides. RefSeq names its product ER membrane protein complex subunit 10 (gene emc10). Bases 58 to 810 code for a protein of 250 amino acids. NCBI's taxonomy places the organism in Eukaryota, Metazoa, Chordata, Actinopteri, Kurtiformes, Apogonidae. Gene Ontology annotation, cellular component: EMC complex. The transcript is spliced from 8 exons. The record is from RefSeq and is a predicted model, not a curated record.
AUGCAAAUAAUGUUGUAGUCCAGGUGUCAGUGUCUUCCGGUGCUUAAUUCAGUCAAAAUGGCCCGUCUACCACCGUUUCAUUUCGUCCUUUUUUCGAGUGCUUUGUUCAUUGUAUACACGAAAUUUGUCCACUGUAAUAACGGCAGAAGGACUGGUGAUGCCUUGGACACUGAAUUCAGUGGCUUCUCUGUGCCUCUUGAACAUUCAUUUGAAGUUGAUGAUGUAGCAAACUUUAGGGUUCGUGGAGCGCUGGUGUUAAAAGCAGGAAGGGAGCAGAGUGUCUCGCUGAGUCAGAAUCUACUGUCAGAGGAAGACAGAACUAAACUGAAGGAAGUUGCAGCAGUUGAUGGUCUUUACAAAAUCCGAGUGCCUCGCGUUUUUCUGCAGGCAGACAGACAGACAGAGCGACAGAUGGAAGGCUACCUGACAGCUUUUGUCAGAGCUUGUGCCAUGGUUGAGUCCCAUCUGAGCGACGUAAUCACCCUCCACACCGACGUCACUGGGUACCUCAUUGGUGUCUCCAUAGUGACGAUACCUGGAGCCUGUCGCGGCACAGAGGUGGAGGAUGAAGUUGACCUUGAGGUUUUCAACACCACACUCAGUGUCAUGGCUCCUGUUAAUGCUCCUGGGCCUGAAACUGCUCUGUUUCUUGAACGAAUGGAACAGGAGUCAGAGAAGAAAGGGAAGAAUCCACAAGAACAGAAAUCCUUUUUUGCUAAAUACUGGUAUUUGAUUCUGGGAGGUGCUAUCUUCCUCAUGGCUACCAAUUCGGCACAGCCCCCAGCAGGGGGAGACAGAGAGCAGAGCUGAUUCCCACUGAAUGGAUGUACAUCGUGCCUCUCGUUCUCUUCCUGAUGAUGUCCGGUGCUCAGGACCAAUCAGGAGGCGGAGCUGGCGGUGGAGCAGCCAAUGGAGGUGGACGAUGAUCGUACUGCCGUCGACUUUGUGCUGUUUUUCUGUGAACUUUUACUGAACAAUAACGGUCUUGAAAUGAUUGGAACUGCUGUACAUAAUGCUGUUUAAGGAAGCUAAAUAUGUGUCACUUGUACAGUAUAGAAGAGAUAUUGUGCCCUGGCCUGCAGAUGACUGCAUUUUAAUACUACUAACAAAAUAAAGUAUUUAUUACUUCCUGA